Diospyros lotus (date-plum) is the source of this 1972-nucleotide messenger RNA. Its product is annotated as protein phosphatase 2C 70. Gene Ontology annotation, biological process: protein dephosphorylation. Gene Ontology annotation, molecular function: cation binding; protein binding; protein serine/threonine phosphatase activity. Lineage: Eukaryota; Viridiplantae; Streptophyta; Magnoliopsida; Ericales; Ebenaceae. The transcript has 13 exons. The record is from RefSeq and is a predicted model, not a curated record. The coding region runs from base 130 to 1875 and encodes 581 amino acids.
AAGGCAAUGAAAUAACAAAAUAGAUGCGACCAUUUCAAAGCCUGCGACAGCGAGUGACCUUCUCGCAAUCGGGUCUCUCUCUCUCUCAAAUCUCUAUCAUCAAUCAAUCACCAGACGCGGAGGUGUCCGAUGGCGAAGGCGACGAUAGAGAGCAUUGUCAUCGCCCUUAUGCUGAUCGUGAUCCUCCUCCUCCUCCUCCUCCUCAUCGCCUUCAAGCCAUGGCGCUUCUUCCGCUCCCCUUCCCCCUCUCGCCUCCGCCUCAUUACGCCUCAGGUUCAUGACAUAGAGAGGCCUCUUGUUUCAGAGGAUCUAAAUUUUGUUCAAAAUCAGAGCGAUGAUCUCGCUGGAAUUGAGAGAACUUCAUAUCCAACUGAAGGGCAUUUCAGCUCAUCGCAAUCACAUGGUUACACAGAACCGCUUCCAUCUACAGAUCCCCAGUUGACUCAUAGUGAUAACUUUGUUGUAGACGUAAUUUCUGACCCUUCAGAAGAUGUUCUUAUUGGUCAGACACUUAAGCGUCCUUCUGCAUCGCAACACACUGCUGAAGAGCAGAAGUAUGUGAAAAAGGAAGAUUUGAACUAUGACUUGAAAUUUGAUCAAGAAAAUAAUUUCAGAGAGCUGCCGAGAGGAAAUGUAGGAAGUAGCCUCUCCUUGGAGGUUAUUUCUGGUCCUUGUCGUGGACUGCGGUGUUCCAUUCAGUCAACAAAUGCUUCUAGGCUUCCCUUGACUAUUGGAAGGGUUCCUCCAAGUGAUUUGUUACUGAAGGAUACAGAAAUUUCAGGGAAGCACGCAAUGAUAAAUUGGAAUCUAAAUAAGUUAAAGUGGGAGGUGGUAGACAUGGGGAGCUUGAAUGGAACGCUCUUGAAUUCACAGGCAAUCAAUCAUCCAGAUUCUGGUAGUAGAAAUUGGGGCAAUCCCAUUGAGCUGGCAAGUGGUGAUAUCAUAACUCUUGGGACAAGCACAAAAGUAUUUGUACAAAUCACAUCUCAAGCCGAUUGCUCUAUUCCUUUUGGAGUUGGUCUGGCAUCGGAUCCCAUGGCCUUGCGUCGAGGAGCAAAGAAACUGCCCAUGGAAGAUGUGUGCUAUUACCGGUGGCCUCUUCCUGGGGCUGAGGAGUUUGGACUAUUUGGUGUAUGCGACGGACAUGGAGGAGUAAGUGCUGCUACAUCUGCAAGCAAGAUGUUGCCUGAGAUGGUUUCUACUAUCUUAUCAGAUUCUUUCCGAAGAGAGAGGGUUUUAUCUCAGCGCAAUGCUUCUGAUGUACUUAAGGAUGCCUUUUUGCAAACAGAAGCAUGCAUGAACCACUAUUAUGAGGGUUGUACUGCCACAAUGCUUCUAGUCUGGACUGAUGAUCAUGAAAAUUUCUUUGCACAGUGUGCAAAUGUUGGAGAUUCGGCUUGUGUUAUGAAUAUUGAUGAAAAGCAGAUUAAGAUGACAGAAGAUCACAGAAUAACCAGUUAUUCUGAAAGACUCCGCAUUCAAGAAAUAGGAGAACCUCUGAAAGAUGGGGAAACACGAUUAUGCGGUUUAAACCUUGGUCGAAUGCUUGGAGACAAAUUUCUGAAGCAGCAGGAUGCUCGCUUCAGUUCAGAGCCUUACAUAAGUGAAGUUGUGUCCAUACAUAAAGCAAGCAGGGGUUUUGCUCUUUUAGCAAGUGAUGGCUUCUGGGAUGUUAUUAACUUCAGGAGGGCAAUCCAACUUGUUCAACAGGCAAGGGACAAUUAUGCCGCGGAUGCAGAGAAGCCAGCAGAAAUGAUAGCCAACCGUUUGUUGAGCGAGGCCCGGAUGCUGCGUACGAAGGAUAAUACCUCUAUUAUUUUCCUAGAUUUUGACAGCAUAAGCAGAAACUCGUCCUCGUGUAAAGUCAAUCCUUAGAAUUAGCAUCUUUGUAUGUAAUAUAUAUAUAUAUAUGUAUGUAUGUAUCACAAUUUUAUAUUGUUUUAUUUGUUCUUUUACCAUUGGAUUUAGUCUC